GUCACCAUGUUGGACAAGAAGGACGUCCACCCUACGGCGUUGCCGUCGACGACUUGGAUCUUUGGGCUAUUCUGCUUGAUCAAUCUGCUCAACUUUGUGGACCGCGGGAUCAUCCCUGGUGCGCCGACGCAAUUCCAAUUCUUUAUCAAGGAGACGUUGCACGUCGCAGUGGGGGACGAGAGCAAAUACCUUGGGCUCCUCGCGUCGUCGUUCAUUGCGAGUUACGCUGGGUUCAUCCUUCUCUUCGGGUACCUCUCAAUCUUUAUGAAACCAUUUCACCUCGUUGCCAUGGGCCUCUUUGUGUGGUGCUUGGCAGUCGUCGUGUGUGGAUCGGCCAAGCCUGCCAACAGCUUCUACGUGCUGUUGUUUGGCCGCAUCAUCAGCGGCAUCGGCGAGUCGUCCUUCCAGUGCAUAGCUCCACCGUUCAUCGACGACCACGCGCCACCCGCCCAGCGCACGCUCUGGCUUGGCGUGUUCUUCUCGUGCAUCUCAGUCGGCACAGCUGUCGGGUACGAGUACGGAGCCCUGAUGGCGAAUUCCGCGUGGGGAUGGGGAUGGGCAUUUCACUUGGAGGCGAUCAUGAUGGCGCCGUUGGUACUCGCAUGCGCAUUCUGCAUCCCUGACAUGUACAACCGAGCGAGCCAGGAUCACCACCACCACCACCACGUUCCCCUCCCAACCGACGACACGGAGGACGACCCAAACAUCGACGACGACAGCCUCGUCAAGCCGACACAGAACCCUUUGGCUCCAAUGCAUGACCGCCAAUCUUUCGUCAUGGAAGUAUGGGCAGUCGUCAACAAUGCAGUGUUUAUGCUCACUGUGUUUGGCACCGCCGCGUUCACGUUUUCCCUUGCAGGGCUCAGCGUGUUUGGCCCCAUGUUCCUGAUUGGGCUCGGACUGUUCGAGAAGGAGACAGAAGCGUCGAUGGUGUUUGGGUCCGUCGUCGUGGUCAGCGGGAUGAUCGGGACGCCUCUAGGAGGUCUCGUUCUCGACUGGUCGUGUCGAUCCCGGCCCCCCUUGCGACAAUACAUCGCGCUACGCCAAGUGUUUCUCGGCAUGUCGAUUGGCACGGCGCUGUCCCUGGUUGCGUGGUGCAUGCUCCCAAACAAGUGGGGGUUCCUGCUUUGCUUUGGCCUCGCGUUGUGCUUUCUAUUUGCCACGACGUCGUCCAACGCAAUUGUGAUCCUUCUCUGCGUGGACCCGACGAGGCGAUCUCUGGCCGUGGGGGUCAACACCCUGUUGUUGCAUUUGCUGGGAGACGUCCCGUCCCCAAUUAUCCUCGGAGCGCUCAAGGACGCGUGGGCGCCGGACUGUGGCUCGAUUGAACGAGAUGGAGCAAUUGUGCUCAAUCCGGACUGCGCCAAAGACUUCCACGGUCUCCUCCUCUCGCUCCUCUUUCCUCUGCUGUGGAUGCUUUGGUCCGUCGUGUCGUACGGUGCAGCCGCGUUCGUUGUCCAGAGGCGGCUUCGGCUGCAAGGCCACGACGUGUAAUCGACGAAAACAUCCAUUGCUUCCACACUUCGAGCGACUGCACAAAUCUUGGCGCGAGUGCGUUUGCAAUUAGGAUAACCAGUGUCGAGACACAACGCACGUAAAAACGAGUGGACCUGUCACCGCAGGGGAACCAAAACGAAGCAGCCUAAACCUUCCUACCACUUCGACAGCCCGAGCCAUUCACACGAGAGCAUGGCUCGAGGUUGUUGUACUUACAAGUGAAGCAGCUCUUCGUCAAAUCAACCUCACCAUGGUUGCGGCAUAAGUCAAACGUGUGGACCAUGGUUGGGCCCUGAAAGCUCGAGUGACGAGCAACCCUCACCAGUCCAUCGUGGUCUCGUGGGUUACAUGACGAGCUCCACGAUGCCAAAGUUGUCUGCUUUAGUCAACGAAAGGCCGCCUUCCACUCGCGCACGGACAAGAGACCGUGGAAUCACCACUGGGUAUGGAAUCCACGUUGUUUUGUUCAACCUGCACGUACUCGCGCCAUCUUGACACCAGGACACCUCUGAAUUUGGCACUUGUACGAGCUGCAAGGACGACGGAGUACUCCCCUAUGGCACAUGCGCAUUGGGCCAUUGUGGCGAAUGAGUGUCGAUAACACCGUACGACUGGUAGAAUGGGUGCUCAAGGCCGACUCAACCUUCACGACUGAUCGCCGCACGGACAGUCCAGCAGCAAAACAGUGUGGCGUUUAUGCUGGCCGUAGUGGUGGCGCUCGU
Messenger RNA from Aphanomyces invadans, 2219 nucleotides. RefSeq lists its product as hypothetical. Gene Ontology annotation, molecular function: transmembrane transporter activity. Gene Ontology annotation, biological process: transmembrane transport. Gene Ontology annotation, cellular component: membrane. The record is from RefSeq and is a predicted model, not a curated record. The transcript is spliced from 3 exons. Bases 7 to 1494 code for a protein of 495 amino acids. Lineage: Eukaryota; Oomycota; Saprolegniomycetes; Saprolegniales; Verrucalvaceae.